AUGGAUAAAUCAAAGGAACCUCUCACGGUUGCUGUGAUAGAUCCGGUGGAUAUUACACCCGGUUCAUCCUCUGUGACUAUCACUGACAGCGGGAAUGCUUCCAACACAAAUGCAACCAACCCAUCAGGCUACGCUAGUCGAAGUCUUCCUACCCUGAAUGAGUGUUUGGGUGAACUUAACGUUCUCCCAAACACGUCAAUCUUCUACUCAGGGGCCGGAUACUAUUUAAAGGUAGCGGAGGCCAUAGAGGGUCGUAGCUAUCUGAAGGGGUAUCGAUUAUUGUCAAAAUCGUGGAGGGAUCCGAGUUGGCCCGACGCCUGGCAGUUCCACCCGGAGGUGAUGGAACAAAACAGGUUUUGGAAUGUGUGCUCGCAGGCGCUGGCACUGACCACAAAAGGCACUGCUUAUGUGAUGCUUCCAAAGGGAAAUGGCACAGAGUGGACGAAGGGCAGUACAUGGGAUAGGAUAGAGUGGCCGAACUUUGCCCCUGACGUUAAGGUCAUUCGUAUCGACCCUGAUAAUCCGGAGUGCCAAGAGGUCAUCAAGGAAGGAGACAGUACGGUAGAAUGA
This is a messenger RNA of Daldinia decipiens, 570 nucleotides long. RefSeq lists its product as uncharacterized. Bases 1 to 570 code for a protein of 189 amino acids. NCBI's taxonomy places the organism in Eukaryota, Fungi, Ascomycota, Sordariomycetes, Xylariales, Hypoxylaceae. The record is from RefSeq and is a predicted model, not a curated record. The transcript has a single exon.